AUGAUGAUGAGACUUUGGGGUAAAUUUAAAAGCCCUGAGAAAGCGGAAGCCUGCUCGUGCGUCUUUGUGUGUGUGUGCACGUGCACGUGUGUGUGCGCGCGUGUUAUCAGCUGAGCUAGCACGGAGCUGAUUAGCAUAUCAGCGGCUAGCUCUCACUUUGAAUUCACACACAGCUUUAAAAAUAAGAAAUGAAACGUGGAGGAAACACGGCUUUGUUAAGGCUGCUGUGACACAUUUCUGAGCAGGAGACACGGAGAAGCGAACCUGUGGAGACCAGAGUUUGUGCUUCCCCUCUGACCCUUUUUACACCCUUUUAACGCCUGUACGGCCACAGUGUCUGGCCACCGUAACCAUGACGACAGGGGGCUGUUGCCAUCUCCCCGGCUCUCUGUGCGACUGUGCGAGCAGCAACGGCCUGUGGAAGAGCGUGGAGGAAGCGGGAGGCGACGGGUGCCAGGCGCUCUACGUCACCCAGGUCACGGCCAUAGAUGGACGGCUGCUCUCGUCUGUGCUCAAACCGAUCGGCACACAAAGUGAUGGUCCCAUCUGCCGUAUUUGCCACGAAGGAGGCAACAGCGAGGGUCUCCUGUCUCCGUGCAACUGCACGGGCACUCUGGGAACGGUGCACAAGAGCUGCUUGGAGAAGUGGCUGUCGUCCUCCAACACCAGCUACUGCGAGCUCUGCCACACAGAGUUCAGCAUCGAGCGCCGACCGAGGCCUCUCACAGAGGUAACAAAGUGGCUGCGAGAUCCUGGCCCUCGUAACGAAAAAAGGACGCUGUUCUGUGACAUGGUGUGCUUCUUGUUUAUCACACCCCUAGCAGCCAUUUCAGGCUGGCUGUGCCUGAGGGGCGCUCAGGACCAUCUUCAGCUGGGGAGCUGGCUGCAGGCCGUGGGCCUCAUAGCCCUCACCAUCGCCCUCUUCACCAUCUAUGUCCUGUGGACACUGGUGUCUUUCCGCUACCACUGUCAACUGUACUCUGAGUGGAGAAGAACAAAUCAGAAAGUUCGUCUGCUCAUCCCCGAAGCCAAGGAGUCAAACUCUUCCCAGCAUUCCUUGCUCUCUACCAAACUGACGAAGAAGUCUGCCAAUGAGAGUAUAGUAUGAGACCAAACGGAGAUGGCCACUGAUAAUGGUGUCUUUUUAUGUGCGGGGGGCUGAUUGUCAACGCAUCAAGCCCACCGGCUGGUCUUUACAGAAGAACUUGUGGGAUUUUUUCUUUCUUUUUUUAAAAACAAACAAACAUUUAUUUGCCCCAUCAGUACUUAACUCACGUGGCUUUUUGAAGAAAAUCCUCCCGCGGGUGCAGAAAUGAGCUCAUCUUCACGCCGGGUGUUGACCGAGCUUUAUGCAAAAAGCACUGAAGAAGCACGUUAAAGACGUGCAGAGACAUUUACAUGAUGAACAGCCUCAUCGUCAUGGAUACGAUGAUUACAGCGACAGUAGAAGAAGAAGAAGUGACCAAACUAACUCGUUUAGUGGACUAGUGAAGUGUUUUAAUGAUUGUUUGAUGGUCCUCAGACGACUGUGGCGCGUAGCGGGGUCCAUACGUCAUGUGUGUGCUGCAGUGAUCGAAGUGUUAUGUCAUAGUUUGGGCCUUGAAUUGUCUGCACAACAUUGAUCAUGGAGGAGCUCUUUUUUCGAGCAGUUAUUGUGUGAACCCCACAUGAAUCUGUAGAGGGAAAAUGAAAAGCUUAAAUCUGAUGAUUUAUUUACAUUUCACAAUCCGGAUGCCAGUAUUCAGUCUGUUUUGUUUGAAUACAUCUGAUUCAAUAACAGAUGGCAGCAUAGCAUCAGUAAAGCCAGAGAUUGUGCAAUAAAACACUGUGGACAUGGAGGUCUUCGCGGUACAUGACGAGACCUCUAUCAACAUGCACAGUUACGCAUGCAAGCACUGUUAAUAACCUUUGGAGAUUUUCUUUUUUCUUUUUUUAGUGUUUGUGUGUUUGUCAAAAUUCUUUAGUGGUUUAAAAAAGAAGAACCGAUUUUACUCUUCCUACUGACGUAGGAUCUAACAGCGUCCUCGUAGAGGUUCUUGUAUUAUCAGCACUUAGCGAGUAGGUCUCGUGUAGGUCGAUAGAAAACUCCAUCGAAAUGGCUCUUAGAGGAACUUUUCCACACGUGUUGUCGGGUGGCUGACGCAGAGUACUAAAGCAUUGUUCUGAUUAGCUGUUUUGUUUGUGUGUGUAGAGGAUCAGGGAUACAGAAACUUCCUGCGAGCGUUUAUCAUUCAUGUCGCGUUCAUAAUCAGAUUAGUUUUCUCUGAUCUGAUGUAAAACUCUCAGUGUUUUGUGCUCCUGCCAGUCUAACUUAAAAUCUACCCACCAAAACAUCGCCGACUUUCACGAUGGGUACAUUAUGCAAACACCACAAAGGCUUAAUCUGACUUAAGCUUUGUCAGGUCUUUAAUUUCAAGGAUGCUUAUAGACGCUUCCAUUUGAUGGACGUCAUCAUAAAACUCGUCCUCGUCAUGUUUUGAUGUUACUGAGCAGACCUGUUUUGGGACUAUUCAGGAGAGUAGAAGAAGAAAUCCACUUCUCUCUCUUGUUUAUAGUUUUCUGGUUGAUUAACAGCCACUAAAAAAAAAACCGGCACCAAACAAACCGCACAGUCUAACUGGUUUGUUGUUUCGUUUUACUUAAUUUAGAUUAUGGGGAGACGGUUAAUUGCCACUUUAACUCACUGUGGCUUGUUCACAGGGAGACUGAGCCUGAAGAUGUAAACACCAACAACUCACGUAGUGUCGAAACCAACGUAAUCCAGCCUUUGUGUUAAGUCUGUGUUUCAGUAUUAUUGUGCAAAUCUUAUUAUUUUUAAGUGUUUCAUUUAUAAUUGCGCAAUUCUCCACAGAGCUGUACUACGCUGUACUACGCUUAAAACCAGUCUAAACUAAUUGAUUAUUAUUAUUUUGUCGAACCUAAACUUAGCAAUUAUUAUUUCUCUAUUCAGUGGAAUGACUUUUAUUUUUUUCAAUUAAUGAGUGAUCAUACUUUUGAUUAUCACACUUUAAUCAUGGUUUGUGCUUCCUGUGUGCUUUCUAUUUACUUUCUUCUAAGACGUCAAAGUUAAGGCUUCAUUUCGCAGCAGGCAUUCAUUGUAAAACAUCACACGUGGUGUGACAAGGCCAAAGGUCUGGAUUUUUAUGCACAACUAUGUUAUUCAUAUUUUUAUUUAAAAUGCAUAUAUAUUUACUUUAUUACAAUCAUGCUUGAACAAUAUUUGUAAAUUGGUUUUUGGACAGUCCUUCUGCACAAACUUUGUGAUCUGAAGUGAAGCAGCUCCAUGAACAGGCUGCAUCAGAGUAGUAUCGUUUGUUAACACCAGCUUUAUGGCUGUAAGUGUUGAGCGAGCAGCCAUCUUUUAAAAAAAACUGUUUUAGAAACUAUGUUUUACUUCUAACCGUGUGCGUUACCAGUGACCAGCAGCUGUAAGAGCGAUUUUUUCGCCCCUGGUGUUUUGUCUACACAAGCAUUACACUUUGUGGUACUGUUAGCUCCUGGUGGGUUGUCCCACAUACUGUCCCAGUUAAUCGUUUGUUUGUGUUUUUAACAAAGGAUUAUAUCCUGCAGUAUCCGGGGGAGCAUUACAAGCUUAUGAGUCAUUUGAUCAUCCAUGUGUUUACUCUAAAAUUGGGGCAGAUGCUGCUUUGAAACAAUGUAAAGAGCCGAACCGCUGAACUGGAUGAUGCAAGUACAAAGGUUCAGACAAAAACACUGCUCCUUCGUCGGCUACACGCCUGUUCAUGUGAGUUAUCUACAUGAAACCUCCCUUUUUUAGGUGUUAUUACACUUUAACCAUGAUGUAACACUUAUUUUAAUAUCCACAAAUCAAACCCAGAAAGAGAUUUUAAAUCAUUUUCUUCUUCGUUACACAAAUAAACAUGUAAAUGUUGUUGUUACUUAUGUUGUAUGUUUGUAAUAUUUUAAUCCUACAUGUCUUUUUUUUUGGGAGGGUGUUGGUAUCAUUUGUAAUUUAUGUUGCAGUUCUUCUAAAUACAUCAGUGUUUAUGAUGUGCUGUGGGGGGGUGGAAGACGUCUUCACCAAAAUAUUGGUACCUGCAAUCAACCAAGGAUUGUUUGCAAAGCAAAUAAAACCAUGAGGAUAAAUUCUGGGUGACAUUUAAUUCAGGGGAUUUGUUUUCCUGUGUUGACAGCUCUGUUAACAAUAAUCACUUUUUUUUUUUUUGUCUUGAUAUAUCUGUUUACAGAUUAUCUUCUUAUUCCAGCGAGGAUGAGACGUCAUUACUGUACAUGUGUUUUUGACCACAGCUGUGUGUUCGCGUAUUAAUCCUGAUGAAAAAACAACUGCUGAUGUCAGGUUUUGCUGUUGUGGACCUCUAAAUCCAUCCACUGCAUUUUGAAAAUAUAAGCAGCUUAUUAGUCUGUGCUCAUCAGGAGGGAAACACCAAACAGUAAAAAAUGUUUUUAGUGCA
This is a messenger RNA of Larimichthys crocea (large yellow croaker), 4433 nucleotides long. RefSeq names its product membrane-associated ring finger (C3HC4) 2 (gene marchf2). Gene Ontology annotation, molecular function: ubiquitin-protein transferase activity; zinc ion binding. Bases 353 to 1108 code for a protein of 251 amino acids. The transcript is spliced from 5 exons. Lineage: Eukaryota; Metazoa; Chordata; Actinopteri; Sciaenidae. The record is from RefSeq and is a predicted model, not a curated record. Gene Ontology annotation, biological process: protein ubiquitination.